AUGGCCGCCGCACCAAAACGACAUAGCGCGAACAUGCCCAUGUGGACCAACCCCGUGCGGAGAGACGAAUCCGGGGUCCUCGUACUUUAUCCGCGAUCUCCUCAUCUCGUUAUGAUUACGAGCAGUCGGACGAUACCAACCAACGCAGUCGCGAUCAUGGCGUCGCGGGAAGAAAGGCAGCAGCCACCUCAUCGGCGCAACGACACUGGCAGCGACAAUGGCAACGACGUCCGCAACGACGGCUGCCGCUUUGCCUGCACGGCAUGCGGCCGCUCGUUCAAACGGCUCGAGCACCUGGGCCGCCACCGCCAGAGCCACCAGGCCGUCAAGCGGUAUGCCUGCCCGGUGUGCCUCAAGCGGUUUGCGCGCAGCGACAUUCUGCUGCGCCAUACACUGCUGCACCGGCCGGCGGCAGGGCCGGCGGAGCCACGCGCAGCAGCGAGCAGCGGCCGCCCACACCCAUCUGCCGCGCCCGGUCGUCCGCGAAAGGAGCGCCGACGGGCCUGCCAGGCGUGUGCCAAGGCGCACGAGAGCUGCUCCAAGGGCGCGCCGUGCCAGCGGUGUCUAGUGCGGUCCGUGCAGUGUGUCUACAGCACGAGCACGAGCACGAGCACGAUGGACGGCGGAGGGCAGGGUGGGCAGGACGGGCGUGGUGCAUCCUCUGCGGCCGAGCCCGUGCCGGCAACGACGGCUGCUACGACGUCGUUCUUUUCGGGGACGACGGCGGCAGUCGACCAAGCACGCGCGCCGUUUGUCGACGUGCCCUUCCAGGACAGCACGGCGGAAGCAGUGACGUUGCUGCUCGACAUGCAAACGGAUAUGCAAACGGAUAUGCAAACGGAUAUGCAGACGUCGAUGCAAUCCGGGAUGCAAACAGGGAUGCCUGCGGGCGACCAACUGCUGCCUGCCUACCACAACUGGGCCGCGCAGGGUCUCAGCCUGCCGCCGGACGGCCCCACACUCAACUUUUCCAUCAACUGGCUGCCGGAGAACCUGCACUCGGAUCUCGACUAUGUCUCCAUUCUAGGCCCGAGUCUGCAUCUCAUGUCGUCCGAUCUGGUGACGUCGCAACUUGAACAGCCAUCGUCGUCGUUUCCCUUCCAGCAGAUGCAUCUGCCAGUCGAACAGGCGCCGCUCCAUGCUGAUCUCACGCUCAACAACGCCAUGCCGCCGCUGCUUCACAACAGCGGAGACCGACUCGGCAGUUCGGCGUCGACCUCGCCGGUGGCAUCGCCUGUGACGGAAUCGGGCCAUACCCCCCCGGGAACCAACCGCACAGCGCGACACCUGUACACGAACGGUGCCAAUGGCGUUCGCGCCCCCUGCACGGUCCGUGACACGCGAGACUAUGUGCCGAUUCCCGGGACGAAACCGCUGCCGGCGAUCUCGGCUGGCAUGGGAGGCGGCGUCUCGGAGGCCACACGCAACCGAGGCAGAGUCACCAGUGCUCCCAGAUUACCCUCCCUCAGCCACAUCUCGGUUGCGCAUGUGCUGCCUGCUGGUGCCAACGCACACAUCCACAUCUGGCCGUCGACCUACGAACGCAUUCGACACGGCAUACGCCAGGCGUCCGGUGCCGGCAACGGCGAGAGUGCCUUGGACGACAAUGCCAUCCCCACGCUCGAGCAGACCAACUACUUUGCCCACCUGUACUUUGAAAAGUGCAACCCGGUGCUGCCCAUUCUGCACGACCACGUCGGCGCGCUCAACGAGUCGUGGCUGCUGGCCCUGGCGGUCGCCACGGUGGGCGCGCAAUACACGUUUACAGAGGAGUUUACCGACUGUGCAGCGACAUUGCACGAGAUCCUCCAGCGGGCCCUGCAGAUGGAGCUGGACGAUGACGACACGGGCCACGGCACAUGUAGUCUUGCCACCGUCCAAGCCCUCUUCCUGUCGCAAGUCGGCUUGCUGUACCACGGGCCGUCGCGUCUCAUGCGGCGUACAAAAGUCAACCACAGCAUCCUCGUGGACAUGCUGCGCUGUCACCAGCUGCUGGAACCGUCCACGCCCCGGCAGACGACCGCCUCGGCCUCUGUCGAACACCAAUGGCGCCAGUGGGUGCACGACGAGUCGCGACGGCGGCUUGGCUAUGCCAUUUGGCUGCUCGACUGUAUGAUGGUCUUUCACAUGGGCCUCCGGGCUCUCCUGUCCCUGUCCGACGCACACGCCCCUCUUCCGCAUGACGGACUGUGGGCCGCGCCGACAGCAGAGACGUGGUCCGCCAUGGUGAAGCAAACGGAAGCCAACCCCACGCUCCCGUCGGCGACCCAGCAGCUGUUUGUCGACAAACUCAUCAAGCCCGACGUCGGCGAGUUCAGCCGCAUCCUGCUGCUGCACGGUGUUUACCAGGAAAUCUGGCUGGUCAAGCGCUACUGCGACCGGCCGCUGGUCAGCUGGGAGGCGGUGCCGGACCGGGUCGUCGAUCGGGCAGUCGAUCGGUCUGUUGCCCGUCUGGAGCCAUCCGCGUCAGCGCCAGCGUCGUCGGCUACCUCUGUGGCACCGUCGCCACCGCCGUCCACGGACACAGCCUCCGGGGACGGCGACACCGCCGCCGCCACCUACUCCAACUGGCGCAAUGCCGCGUGCGACUGCAUCGACGCCCUCCACUGGGCCGCCAACAGCACGAUUGCCCAGCGGGCCGGACGCGAGCACACGACCGUGUUUCACCUGCACUUUUCGCGCGUGGUCCUGCUGACGCCCUACGAGGCCAUCCAGACGCUGGCCCGGUACCUGGCGUCUGUCGGCGCCAGCCCCAGCCACCAGUCCGCCAGCAGCAGCGUGCCGUCGCCGUCGCCGUGGCCGUCCCGCGCCGAGGGCCUGGCGGCCGAGCGGCGCGUGCUGGCCUGGGCGCAGCAGGACGAGCACAAGGCGCGGCUGGCGGUGCUGCACUGCGGCUGUCUCUUUUGGCACGUGCGGCGCUACAGCACGAACGCGUGGUACGAGCCGGUCGCCGUGUACAUGGCGGCGCUGGCGCUCUGGGCCUACAGCUCGUAUGCGCGGCAGGGGGUGCGGCCGUCCGACGGCGACGACGGCGACGACACCGACGACCGCCCCGACAACCUCGGUGACAACCUCCCCGACGACCAGUUCCCCUCCUUCAUCCACCUGGACCGCCCCAACGACGACGAAAUGGUCAUGCUGUUUGUCCGCAGCGGCCGGCCGUCGGUGAUGCGCGCGUACAUUAGCGGCAUCGGCGACAUUGGCGCGCCGCCGGCGCCCGUGCGCAUCUUGCAGGAGGGGACCAAGGUCCUGGCUAAGGUGUCCAUGGCUUGGGGACGGACGGACCGCUUCCUCUACGUGUUGACGGGCAUGCGCGCCGCCCUGACAAAGGCGGCCGAGUGA
Sporothrix schenckii 1099-18 is the source of this 3342-nucleotide messenger RNA. RefSeq lists its product as uncharacterized. The coding region runs from base 1 to 3342 and encodes 1113 amino acids. Gene Ontology annotation, molecular function: zinc ion binding; DNA binding; DNA-binding transcription factor activity, RNA polymerase II-specific. NCBI's taxonomy places the organism in Eukaryota, Fungi, Ascomycota, Sordariomycetes, Ophiostomatales, Ophiostomataceae. Gene Ontology annotation, biological process: DNA-templated transcription; regulation of DNA-templated transcription. The transcript has 3 exons. The record is from RefSeq and is a predicted model, not a curated record.